Myripristis murdjan (pinecone soldierfish) is the source of this 2216-nucleotide messenger RNA. RefSeq names its product leucine-rich repeat-containing protein 52-like. Gene Ontology annotation, cellular component: voltage-gated potassium channel complex. The record is from RefSeq and is a predicted model, not a curated record. The transcript is spliced from 2 exons. Lineage: Eukaryota; Metazoa; Chordata; Actinopteri; Holocentriformes; Holocentridae. Bases 155 to 1132 code for a protein of 325 amino acids. Gene Ontology annotation, molecular function: potassium channel activator activity; transmembrane transporter binding; voltage-gated potassium channel activity.
GACAUUACGCGCGAGAGGUGGCCACAGGCAAACGUCAGUUUUGACCUCUGUGGACAAAUUUCUGUGAUUAUCAGCUUGGUGAGUAUGCAUCAAUGAAGCAUGUGACUGCGUUUGACUCUCUCCAAACGGGGUUGAUGAAGCCCUUAGCGGUGUCAUGCGUCUUGCCCCGCAGCCAAGUGCGCAAUCCUUGCGGCUCAUAGUUCUGUUCAUCCUCGCCACGGGGGUGACCACAUCCCCGGUGUUGUCUUCAGGCUGCCCAGACCGCUGUGUGUGUGAUGACCAGCUGGUGGUUCAAUGUGCCGGACAACACCUGACCACCUUCCCUGUCAACUUGCCCCUGGCCACACGACAGCUCAUCAUCUCUAACAACCGCAUCGUGGAGCUGCCGCCGCUGGCGCUCAACUACCUCUCCGAUCUGGUGUACCUGGAUUGCAGCAACAAUUCCCUAACGGAGAUCUCCGAGUCUACCUUCGGGAACCUGCGGAAGCUUGCCUACCUGGACCUUUCCUUCAACACUUUGACCCGCAUCGAGGACAGGACUUUUGGCCCCUUGGCGAGCCUGGUGAUGCUGAGGAUGACGGACAACCCGGGGCUCUCGGAGAUUCACCAGGACGCUUUUGCGGAGAACGCGGCCCUUCAAGUGCUGGAUGUGAGCCGGAACAACCUGACGGUGCUCAACAUCACCUCCCUGAUCGCGCUGCCAGCCCUGCGCUCGGUGGGGCUCAGCGGGAACCCCUGGAGCUGCGAGUGCGACAACGAGGACCUGUGCCUGUGGGUGCAUCUGGAGGGCUUCAAGUUUCAAGAUGAAGGCCAGACGGUGUGUGGCUCGCCUGCUGACAUGCAGAGCCGUCGCCUGGGUGAGGUGGGCCUCCAGCUACGGACGUUGUGCCACCAGAGCCUGGGCUCCUGGGACUACCUUUUCUUCAUCGUCAUCGGCUUUGUCAUCUUUGCUGCCGGCACCGUGUCUGCCUGGGUAAUGGGCGUUAUCAUGGUGCUCUACGAGCGCUACAUAAAGAAAAAAGACGAACAGCUCGAUCCAGAUGACGAGGGGGAGAGUGGCGGGAUGGCUCGAAACACGGGGGCCGGGAGUAACCAUGGCAACGGGAAUUUGAAAAACUCACAUACUGUUUGAUUGAUUGGUUCCACCCUGGCUGCCGUGCAAUCCCCUUAGCCAUAGUGCCUCUGCUGAACUUUGAGGACUGUCUGUGAAGUCUGUAGUGAACCUCCAAUCAAACUGAGUUUCUGAAAGGGAAAAGAGAGGAUUAACAAGGGACUCUGUAUGGUUGUCACUGAGGGUGAGAUGGACCAUUCUAGUGGGAAUGUCAUGAUACUCAACUGUAGGAGGCUUUCAGGUGGCUGUCGGCACAGUCUGGCUGCCAUAGUGGAGAUCCUCAGCUCUUAGGACAGAUUGGCUGUGUGCAGUACAACUUGGCAGUCUCAGCAAAAUCAGAUAGAGAGGGAUAAUAUCUGUGCUGUUUUGGACAGGAGUCGAUCAUCCCUGCCAAGCUUGUUAUGCUGGUGAUCAGCUAUAUAACAGAUCUUGAGAAGGGUCAUAUGUUCACCAAACAUUCUCAAAAUAAAUCAAUGCAGUAAUAAUAUUGUGUGUGCGGUAAGUCUGUACUUUUUUAGAUCAGCUAUAUGACCAUAUGUGCUGGUUCAGCUGAUUUACCGGCUAUGUUUAUAUUUGGAGCACAUGCUGAUCUUUGCUGGUCUACCAGCAUCCGUGGUAUCGUUUACCACCUUAACCAGGAUCAGGUCAUCACUGUCCAGCCAAGACCAGCAAAAAAACACAAGUGGCCAUUAAAUACCGGCUCAGACCAUCGAUCAGAUUUAGCUGAGCUAGACUUUUCUUUUCCAGUUAUUUUGCCACUAAAAGACCAGAGUGAUUUUAUCUCGCAAUAAUGUCUGUCUAAUGUCUGUCUAAUAAUGUAAGUAUCUGGACAGCUAACCAUUACUGUCUUGCUGUAAACAGAUCAGAUUUGCACGGGGCCCACUCUAUGUUGUUGGGGCCUUGUGCUUCCUCAGCGCAGUUUAUUCAAACUGGAAACAGCUCAUGUUCACUAAUCCUAUGGUCCUUCAUCAAAAUAAUAUUAUUAUGAAUAAUAAUUAUGAUGAUAACAACAACAAUAAUGCUCAUAAUAAUGAUAAUAAUAACAAUAUUCAUACAUCUGGUAAUCAUUCUGACAUGUAGUACAUGUCCAGUAAAUAAUACCUAA